Messenger RNA from Pseudo-nitzschia multistriata, 4635 nucleotides. NCBI's taxonomy places the organism in Eukaryota, Bacillariophyta, Bacillariophyceae, Bacillariales, Bacillariaceae. The record is from the annotation of a GenBank genome assembly.
AAACAAAACAAGAUCACAUCCACAACUUCUAGUUCAUCAUUUGGAAUCAAUUUAUAGAAUGAAUUGCAUCGCUUAUCGUGGCCAUUCUGGCAUUCUUCGCAGACAAUUUAAGUCGAUGUUGUUCAAAAUUACUUCAGAUGGCAUUGGAAAUAAUGCUUACGGAAGAUAUGUCUCUCCCAAGAGCUUCCACGACCCAACCGCCAGAGCUUUCUCCGCAAUCGAAGUUCAAAGCAUCACAAGGCAGCUGAGGAAGUUAGAUGCGAAUGUAGUGUGGAAAAUAGAAGAAGAACUGCGAGAAGUUGACAAAGAUUGCGACGGACGGUAAGCAAACUUUUGAUUGCAGGAUGCUGUAUCGACAUUAAAAAAUUGUUGAACAAGCCGAGGCAAAUCUCUUGCUCGAUCGAGCAAUAAUGACGGAUAAAACACUUAUAUCAAUUCCUUUGAUUUCAGCGUCGACGCCGAUGAUUUGACCAACCUACUAAAACGCCAUCAACCCACAUUUACGGAUGCCGAAAUUGUUGAAUUCUCAGAACUUUUCUACGCUGGUAAGGCUGGAGCCAGUAUGAGUGUCACAGACUUUAUCGAGACAUUGGAUCAGGUGGCUUCGGGUGAUGAAGAAGGCUUUCGCAGGCAUCCUAUUCUCGAUGGCAAUUGUUCUGCUGAAUAUAUCUAUCGAAAGUCUCACGAUUCGUACACUCAAGAAGAUCUGGAUAUCAAACUGACCCACCGCAAGCCAGAAACUUUGUCCGACCGAGCGGCAUUUCAAGCAGUCAAGGUUGUACGAGGAAUUUUCGACACCGCUACUGGUUGGAGCAACGAAAAGAUUGUUACCCAAGAAAAGAUACUGAAUCGGGUAAUUUUCUUGGAGACUGUUGCCGCUGUGCCUGGAAUGGUGGCUGCCGUCACUCGACAUUUCCGUAGUCUCCGUCGAAUGGAACGCGAUGGUGGCCUAAUGCAUUUGUUUUUGGAGGAGGCCAAUAACGAGCGCAUGCAUCUACUUUCCUUCAUCAAGUUGAAAGAUCCUGGAAUGAUGUUUCGUGGUGCCGUCAUCUUCUCGCAAUUUGGUUUCGGGACUGCCUUCUUCCUUGCGUACAUGGCUUCCCCAAAAACUUGUAAGAAAUGAUUGUUCCAAAGUUGAAAUCGCAGUUCGAUCCACCCAUAAACACCAGGAAAUCUUACAUUCUCUUUGGAUCUAUCUCCUUUUCCAUUCUUUUGUAAGGCCAUCGAUUCAUUGGCUACAUAGAAGAGGAGGCGUGUCAUACCUAUACUACGAUUGUCAACGCAAUCGAAAGGGCGCCCGCUGGAUCGGAACUGGAUGCAUGGAAGACAGAAAAGGCACCCGCGAUUGCUAGAGCAUACUGGAAACUGGGAGAAAGCGGGACUGUCCUAGACCUUGUAUAUGCUGUUMGGGCCGACGAAGCAGAGCAUCGUGAUGUGAACCACGUCUGCGGUGAUCUCCAAGCACUCGAUUGUGGAUCGAAACCGACCAAUCCCUUCAACGAUCCAGAUACGAAGGUUAGUGACCUGCUUCGAAAGUACGUGAAAGAUAUCAUGGCCCGAAACAAACCUGACGGCAACAGCGAAGACAAGAAACUAGCGUCUUUCUAAAAAAAGUAGUUUAGGAAGAGUAUGUUGAACCGUGUAGUAAGCAAAUAGUGAGGGAUUAGAAUAAACUCCACCGGCAGUUUAAACAAAUAAUAAACGCACUGUGAAGAAUGUGUGCCCGGAGUCGAAAUUCAUCGUAUCGGUAUGGACAUAGCAGGAAAAUCCAGACGGGACGAAUUCUACCAUCAAUACGAGAAAGUGCCGCUCAUGAUAGUCUCUACCACUACAGGCAGUCUUUAAAUUCAUUUUGUAGGUCAUGGGAGAAGGGGAAAUGAACGAAUUCUAAUUCAAGGCUUGCUCAUUUUUGGAAUAACUAAAAUGUUGGUCGCUUAUUGUUCAAAAUUGGGUGUGCGAGUCGUCAAAACUGCGGCUUAGACCCUAGCUCGCAUCGAAGGAAAUCUGCCAGCGUCUCAUAUCCACCCAGAGCGGGGUCUCCUCGUUUUCGCUUAUAGAUUCGUUCUUUUUCGUUGUUCGUGCCUUCGUUGGUUCCGUUGCUAAAACCCUCGCUUUUGGCGUUGCUGCUGCUGUUACUCAAUCCCGAAGCCAUUUGCUCCAUGAUGAUGGGCCCGUGCCGAAUGAGAUAAUACAUGCCAUUCAGAGAGUUCUUGACUGGAAUGAAGUGCGGAUACCGUGAUUGUCGGGUAAGUCGGGCUAGUACUAGGGGCCAGGCCCCCAGGGCUAGAGGGCACCGUUGCUGCUCGCUCUGUUGUUUCCUACGUUGUUUUUCUUCGGUGGUCAGGGGGACAAUCCCCUCGGUGUAGCCACCGUUUCCCGGAGUAAGUCCAUCACGCUCUGAUUUGUUUUGGUGGGAUCUCAACGUAUUGGUGUUGUUGUUGCUCCCUGCCAGCAAGAGGAACCGUCCCGCUCUAUUAAUGUCCAACAGGUGCUGGAUGUACCUGGAGAUGGACAUUCCAUCUUCCCAUUCCAGGUUAGACUGGAUCAGCUGCAAUUCUGGAUAUAUCUUGAGCAGCUUUAACAACACAACAGAGGUCUGGUUGGUCAUCACCAGAGGAUUGUUGGUUAGCCGAAUGGUCCGCAAUCGGCUACUUUGGGGCGGAAAGCGGUGGUUGUGUUUCUGUGACGGAUUCGAAGAAUCGGCGCUAUUGGAAGCAAGGAAUAGCUCAUGGUUCGGGUCCGAGUGGUUCGCAAAGAUCUCUAGUCCCUGCGUGGUGAUCUCGUUGAACCGCAGGUCGAGUUCUUCCAGGUGGGGAAACCGGUGUCUUAUCAAAAAGGCCAAGUCUUUCAUGUCGGAAUCGUCUAUCUGGUUCCCCUGGAGCACCAGCUUUCGAAGGUUUGGGUAGAUCCGCACGUCGGCAUCCCUUGUGGUGCAGUUUCGAGUAAGAAUACCGAGCUGGAUGUGCUCCCCCGUCCCGUAGGUCUCCUCUGACGUGAAUUGGUAACUGAGCUCUAGGGUUUCCAGCCUGCAGUAAUUUGUGCUGCUGCUUCUCCCACCGUUUGUGCUGGGAUCGUCGUUGAUGCUGCCGACAACCCCCCCCUCAGGCAUCCACGAGGGAGGCGACAUGAGCAUCCGAUCAAGGGCCUCCAAACCCAAGUUCCGGCAGGAGUUUUCCGACAAGCAGAGGUGCUUCAGUGUUGGGUGACUGGCCAGGGAGUCAAAGACGAGGGCGAUCUGCGCAUCCGUGAGCCGGCACCGCUCCAGCUGGAUGGUGGUGAGAGUCCGAUUGUUUGGAAAUCCCUCGCACAGCUCCCUCACAACCACAGUCCCAUCGCUGGGGGACACCGGUGCCGAUCUCGACUCGUCGUUGUCGUCAGGCUCGUCCUCGGUUUCGUCGUCGUCAACGAAUCGGACGCCCUCCAUGACCAGCGUAUCGAGCCUGCAGCCCGUCCCGGUCUCAUCGUUGGUUUCGAUUCCGUACAUCAGGGAUUCCGCGUGGUCUCUCGUGAUGGGAAGAUUGAUCAGCUCCACCUUUCGCAGUCGCCUAGAAAAGCGCAUGCGGAACCCCAGUGCGUCCAGGGCAAAAAUGUUAGAUUGAAGCGGUCCCCGGGGAUCCAUCCCGUCGUCAUCGUCGCCCGAGUUGGCACCACCGGACGCCUCUUGACACCCCCGUCGCACGUUUGCCGCUGCCUGGAGCUCAGCCGCCUGCUCCUCUUCCUCUUCCAUGUUGCCCUGCAGUUCGAACUCCCGAAAGAGGUCCAUCCCCAUGGAGGCCUCGAUGAGGUAUUCAAGGAAGGGAUUUGCAGGGCAGUUGUUGAUACAUAGCUUCUCCAGCUUCACGUUGCCACUUUUUGUGCUGCCGUUUGGAUUAUUCUGGAUGACCCUGGACGUUACUGGCGUCCGCCUUCCGCUGUCUAUCGUGAAGUGCUGGCGGUGCUGCGGGACUUGGUGCUGCUUGGAGGAGGUUGGUGGCUGCGCAGACUCCUGUUGUCGUUCCCGAAAGAGAAUGACGGCAGCGUGGAGGACCGCCUCGUCUACGUCUACCGCAUCAAAACCGAUGCUCUUUGCGGCGCGACGGGUUCGCUCCAGGUUCAAUCGCUCGACAAUAUGGGCCGAUCCAGACCCCCCGUCGAGGUUUAGGAACGACAUUCUUUUCGCGACGUGCGAACCUUCUCGUUGUUGCUGCUGUCGCUGUGUCGAUUUUGUAGCUAUGGCUUUAGGUUGCGAAAGCCGUCGUUCGGUACGGCAGUGCUGCGGUGUUGUGACAUGGAAAUCAGUUUGGGAAUGCAGGCUUCGAUGAAAGUUUCGCUCCGAAAGCUUCCAGUACUAAAUGAAGGAUGUCGUUGUUGAUACAAUUUGUCAACAAUCACCGUGUGAAGUAGUCUGGUAUGCGUGAAGGAGAAUGAAAUCCAGUUGGUUACAAAACGCAGGUGUCGGAGUAGAUGCAAAUACAUUUCAACUUCCCUACCGUACACAUCACAGCCAAAGCCGAAUCAUCUCUUCGAUUCUUUGCAUUCUUCAUUUAGAUUCUCUGUGAUACAAAGAAGUGUAGCGAGUCAUGUAGCAGCGAACAAUUUAUUUUUCCAUCCGAGUAGUGAGUCACAGCCGAAAAAUAAUAAGCAUCAUCCACAUUG